Molecule: messenger RNA, 771 nt
Organism: Prunus armeniaca (apricot)
Lineage: Eukaryota; Viridiplantae; Streptophyta; Magnoliopsida; Rosales; Rosaceae
Source: the annotation of a GenBank genome assembly
AUGGCGGAUAGGUUUUAUGCUUCUAACGAAAUUUUGAUCCAAGGUUUUCAUGAGAUCACCUCGCAACUUGCUGUCAAAAAGAAAACUCUUACUCACAAUCUUAAAUUUCAACCACAGCAAGAAAACCAUCAAGUUACUGCAGUACGGUCACUCAUUCUACCUACCUAUGUGGAGGGAAAGGAGGUUGGCCGACAAUAUAUGAAGGAAAAGGAUGUGGAUGAAUCGGCCUUGGAAUUCAAUACUCCGACCCAUUUACCUUUUGAAAACCUCACAUUGGUUGAAGAAGAGAAAAAUCUUGGUAUAGUUGCAGUCUGGCCAUCCAUUUUAUCAACUUUUCUAAAUGAAAAUGAAGUUAAUCGGGAAUAUGUGAAUGAGAGAGAAGUGGACAAGUUGGUCUUAGAGGGGAAAACUCAAAUUAACUUUCCUAUUGAAACUCUCACGUUGGUUGAGGAAGAAAAAUCCACCCAAGAGAAUGCGAUCCAACAAGCUGUCAAGGUUGAACACCAAAUGACCCAACUUGAGACAUCCAUCCUUGAAAUUAAUGACCAACAAGAUCAAAAAGAGAAAUGUUUGAACACGACCCAACUUGAAGCAACGGAUGUAAUUAGACCACAAUUAGAAAUGGUCAAGUUUAUCAGACCCCAACAGAAGGCCAAGUCUGGCCAAUCAAGCGGACUUGGGGGCAAGGAAAUUCGGCCAGCACAAAAGGAAAAAAACAGUUUUGGUUGUUCCAAGGUGACUUGUACACCAAUUUACAGCUUGCGCAAUUGA